CACAGGGCACCCAUGUAGCUCACCGGGUAGAGAGUGUACUCUUCCCUGAGUCCUUACCACAGCAUUCUGUAGCCUUUCCUGUCUCUAUCUACAGUUGUCACAGUUUUACAGCUGUGCAGUAAAGGCAAAAAAAAUCUAAAAGCUAAGCCGUGAACUUUGACAAAGUGAUUAAUAAUUAAGCUUCAGGUUGACUGCACAGAUUCACAUACCUCUGUUGAGUUUACCAGCAGGAUCACCUAACUCUGUUACACAGCCAGAAGAACUUAUACAUAGGAGAAGCACUGGAUGACAGAGUAUCUGUAAGAAGUCAACACAAUCUGGAAGAUUGGAGUCAAUAUGUCUUCCAGUCUCACUGCAGGCAGCAGCUCCCCUGGGUUCACCACAGCAGCUCCUUCCAGCACAGGUCUAAGUUUGGAUGCUGCUGACAUCGCCGUUGUUGUCAUCUACUUUGUCUUUGUCAUGGUGGUUGGGAUCUGGUCAUCAGUGAGAGCCAAUCGCAGCACUGUGGGGGGGUACUUCUUGGCUGGCCGUUCAAUGACCUGGUGGCCUGUGAGUACCUACCCUCUGACUGAUGUCCAUGAUGUGUUGUUUUCAAUUUCAUGUUAAUGUGCUUUU
Molecule: messenger RNA, 615 nt
Organism: Micropterus salmoides (largemouth bass)
Lineage: Eukaryota; Metazoa; Chordata; Actinopteri; Centrarchiformes; Centrarchidae
Product: sodium/glucose cotransporter 4-like
Exons: 3
Coding region: 337-606 (89 amino acids)
Biological process (GO): transmembrane transport
Cellular component (GO): plasma membrane
Molecular function (GO): D-glucose:sodium symporter activity
Source: RefSeq, a predicted model, not a curated record